GGGGCAGCGGCCAGCGCCUCCCCGCCGAUCCGUCGGCAGCAAGGGGGCGGCGGCGGCAGGCGGGCGCGGUCGCUCGCCGUGGGCCCAGCGGACAUGUUUUCCCUCUCCAGCACAGUGCAGCCGCAGGUUACAGUUCCUCUGAGUCAUCUCAUCAAUGCCUUCCAUUCACCAAAAAGUGCAUCUAUCUCUGUUGGUGUAUCAGUUUCUCAAAACCAGCAUCGGGAUGCAGUUCCUGAGCAUGACGUGCCCAGCAGUGAGCCCACACUUAAUUUAAGGGAUCUUGGACUAUCUGAAUUAAAAAUUGGACAGAUUGAUCAACUGAUAGAAAAUCUCCUUCCUGGAUUUUGCAAAGGCAAAAGCAUUUCUUCCCAUUGGCAUACGUCUCAUGUUUCUGCACAGUCCUUCUUUGAAAAUAAAUAUGGUCACUUAGAUAUGUUUAGUGCUCUACGUUCCUCAAGCUUAUACAGACAUCAUCCAAGAACUGUUCGAAGCCUUUGUUCAGACCUUCAGUACUGGCCAGUUUUUAUACAGUCUCGGGGUUUUAAAACUUUGAAAUCAAGAACACGACGGCUACAGUCCACCUCUGAAAGAUUAGCUGAAACACAGAAUAUCGCACCUUCCUUCGUAAAGGGGUUUCUUUUGCGGGACAGGGGAUCAGAUGUUGAGAGUUUGGACAAACUCAUGAAAACCAAAAACAUCCCAGAAGCUCACCAGGAUGCAUUUAAGACUGGUUUUGCAGAGGGUUUUCUGAAAGCUCAGGCGCUGACCCAGAAAACCAAUGAUUCCCUUAGGCGAACUCGCUUGAUUCUGUUUGUUCUGCUGCUGUUUGGCAUUUAUGGACUGUUGAAAAAUCCAUUUUUAUCUGUCCGCUUCCGAACAACAACUGGACUUGAUUCUGCAGUAGAUCCUGUCCAGAUGAAAAAUGUCACCUUUGAACAUGUUAAAGGGGUGGAGGAAGCUAAACAGGAGUUACAGGAAGUUGUUGAAUUCUUGAAAAAUCCACAAAAAUUUACUGUGCUUGGAGGUAAACUACCAAAAGGAAUUCUUUUGGUUGGGCCACCAGGAACCGGAAAGACGCUUCUUGCUCGAGCUGUGGCCGGAGAAGCUGAUGUUCCGUUUUAUUACGCAUCAGGAUCAGAAUUUGAUGAAAUGUUUGUGGGUGUGGGAGCCAGCCGCAUCAGAAACCUUUUUAGGGAAGCCAAAGCAAAUGCUCCUUGUGUUAUAUUCAUUGAUGAAUUAGACUCUGUUGGCGGGAAGAGAAUUGAAUCUCCAAUGCAUCCGUACUCAAGGCAGACCAUAAAUCAGCUUCUCGCUGAGAUGGAUGGUUUUAAACCCAAUGAAGGAGUUAUCAUCAUAGGAGCUACGAACUUCCCAGAGGCAUUGGAUAAUGCCUUAAUACGCCCUGGUCGUUUUGACAUGCAAGUUACAGUUCCAAGGCCAGAUGUGAAAGGUCGAACAGAAAUUUUGAAAUGGUAUCUCAAUAAAAUAAAGUUUGACCAGUCUGUUGAUCCAGAAAUCAUAGCCCGAGGUACUGUUGGUUUUUCUGGAGCAGAGUUGGAGAACCUCGUGAACCAGGCUGCAUUAAAGGCUGCUGUUGAUGGAAAGGAAAUGGUUACCAUGAAGGAACUAGAAUUUUCCAAAGAUAAAAUUCUCAUGGGACCUGAACGGAGAAGUGUGGAAAUUGAUAACAAAAACAAAACCAUCACUGCGUAUCACGAAUCAGGCCAUGCUAUCAUUGCCUAUUAUACAAAAGAUGCCAUGCCAAUCAACAAGGCCACCAUCAUGCCACGAGGGCCGACACUGGGACAUGUGUCACUGUUGCCGGAGAAUGACAGGUGGAAUGAGACAAGAGCCCAGCUGCUGGCGCAGAUGGAUGUGAGCAUGGGCGGGAGAGUGGCAGAGGAGCUUAUCUUUGGAGCGGACCAUAUUACAACAGGUGCUUCCAGUGAUUUUGAUAAUGCAACGAGGAUAGCUAAGCGGAUGGUCACCAAAUUUGGGAUGAGUGAAAAGCUUGGAGUUAUGACCUACAGUGAUACUGGGAAGCUGAGUCCUGAAACUCAGUCUGCCAUUGAACAAGAAAUACGAAUUCUGCUGAGGGAGUCAUACGAGCGAGCAAAGCACAUCUUGAAAACGCACGCGAAAGAGCAUAAGAAUCUAGCAGAAGCUUUACUGACCUAUGAGACUUUGGAUGCCAAAGAGAUUCAGAUUGUGCUCGAGGGGAAGAAGCUGGAAGUGAGAUAAUGACUCAGUCCGGAGGCACUGCUGGCGUUGUAGCAGGCAUCUGAGUAAUAUCACAGUCGUUUCCUUUUGCAAUGCUUCCUGCUAAUCUUGGUACACUUCAAGAGUAUGAGAAACUUUUGUGAUCUUUGGUCACAUUUAUCUGAUUUUGGUUUGUUUCAUGGUGACACCUCUUGCAAAUUAGCCACCCAUAGUAUAUCUGUUUUAAAAAAAAUAAAUCAGGAUUGAAA
Ochotona curzoniae (black-lipped pika) is the source of this 2468-nucleotide messenger RNA. RefSeq names its product YME1 like 1 ATPase (gene YME1L1). NCBI's taxonomy places the organism in Eukaryota, Metazoa, Chordata, Mammalia, Lagomorpha, Ochotonidae. Bases 94 to 2241 code for a protein of 715 amino acids. Gene Ontology annotation, biological process: mitochondrion organization; protein quality control for misfolded or incompletely synthesized proteins. Gene Ontology annotation, cellular component: mitochondrial inner membrane. The transcript has 19 exons. The record is from RefSeq and is a predicted model, not a curated record. Gene Ontology annotation, molecular function: metalloendopeptidase activity; ATP hydrolysis activity; ATP binding.